AUGGUUGAAGGCCAUAGGUGCAAGAAUGGUAGCCAUGUGUCCUGCAGUCCCCAGGGCAUCUGUGGCUACCAAACUGACUUGAGCGGCUAUGGCUCGUGGAGUGUGCGUUUCUCCCAGGAGCCUGCGGAUCAGUCGGUGGUCCUCGGGGAGCGGGUGGUCCUGUCCUGUGUGGUCUUCAACUACAGCGGCAUCGUGCAGUGGACCAAGGACGGCCUGGCACUGGGCAUCGGGGAGGGGCUCCGAGCAUGGCCUCGUUAUCGCAUCCUUCGUGCUCUGGACACUGGACAGUUUAACCUGGAGAUCUCUCACGCGGAGCUGUCCGAUGACUCUCAGUACGAGUGUCAGGCCACAGAGGCGGCGCUGCGCUCCAGGAGGGCCAAGCUCAACGUGCUCAUACCGCCGGAGGACCCACACCUAGAGGGCGCCCCUGAGCUGUUGCUGAUGGCCGGGACUCCCUAUAACCUGAGCUGUGUGACGAGAGGGGCCAAACCCGCCGCUCACAUCCAGUGGACCAAGGACGGGGCCGCGGUGGACGGAGCGCACCAGUCCACCGAGGUGUUACCGGACAGGAAGCGUGUGACCACUCGGAGUUACCUGCCCAUCACACCAGCAGACACAGACAGUGGCAGGACUUUCGCCUGUAUCGCCUCAAACCCGGCCGUGCCCAUGGGCAAGAGGACCUCCGUCAUGCUCAACGUGCACCACCCGCCCACUGUGACCCUGUCCAUCGAACCACGCUCCGUCCUGGAGGGAGAGAGAGUCACCUUCACCUGUCAGGCCACUGCCAACCCGCCCAUCAUGGGAUACAGGUGGGCCAAAGGGGGCAUUCUUCUGGAAGGGGCCCGUGAGAGUGUGUUUAUGACCACAGCAGAUCACUCCUUCUUCACUGAGCCUGUGUCCUGUCAGGUCUUCAACGCCGUGGGCAGCACCAACGUCAGCAUCCUCGUCGACGUCCACUUUGGUCCGAUCCUGGUGGUGGAGCCUCGUCCCGUCACUGUGGACGUGGAUUCAGACGUGACUCUGAACUGUAAAUGGUCUGGAAACCCUCCCCUCACCCUCACCUGGACCAAGAAGGGAUCCAGCAUGGUUUUGAGCAACAACAACCAGCUGUACCUGAAGUCUGUGAGCCAGUCUGACGCCGGGCAGUACGUCUGUAAAGCCAUCGUACCGAGGAUCGGAGUGGGAGAGACAGAGGUCACACUCACUGUUAAUGGUCCUCCGAUCAUCUCGAGCGAGCCCGUGCAGUACGCCGUCCGAGGGGAGAGAGGAGAGAUCAAGUGCUACAUCGCCAGCACUCCCCCUCCAGAUAAGAUCGUGUGGGCGUGGAAGGAGAACGUGUGGGAGAAGGAGAAGGGGACCCUGAUGGAGCGUUACACUGUGGAGCAGAGCAAACCUCCGACACAAGGGGGCGCCGUCCUGUCCACGCUCACCAUUAACAACGUGAUGGAGUCGGACUUCCACUCCCCGUACAACUGCACCGCCUGGAACGCCUUUGGCCCCGGGACCAUGAUCAUCACUCUGGAGGAGAGGGAGACCAUACCUGUGGGGAUUAUCGCCGGGGGAACGGUUGGCUCCUCCCUCCUUCUCAUCCUGCUGCUGUUGGCUCUCGGAUACUUCCUGUACCGUCAGAAGAAAGGCAGUCGGCGUGGGGUCACUCUGGGUAAACCUGAUAUUAAAGUGGAGACAGUGAACAAAGAGAGCCACAGCCUGGAGGAGGAGUCCACCAACGUCUCCACGGCAACCAGGAUGGUCAAGGCCAUGUACUCGCCCUUCAAAGACGACAUGGACCUGAAGCAGGAGAUCAGGAGUGAAGCAGAGUCCCGUGAUGAGUACGAGCUCAAGGACCCCACCAACGGCUACUACAACGUCCGCGCCACCACCCACGAGGACGCGCGCCCCCAGUCCCGCGCCGUCCACUACCAGGGCGAGUUCAGAUCACCCAACCCGUCCACAGGCCCCUCCGCCGGGCCCUCCUCCACCAGCAGCCCCCAGGCAGCCCCCACCGGAGCCGUGGCCCCCACCGGAGUGCCAGGGUCCAGGGCGGGCUGCUACGACCCGCGCCCCCCGUCCAGGAUCUCCCACACCACCUACGCCCACUUCAACACCUACUCCAGAGCUCCGCAAAGCCAGCAGCCGCCCGUGCUCCCAUCCCCGUCGGACUAUUCAGGAGACUGCGGAAUCAUGGAGACCUCCGCUCAGAUGGGAUAUGAUAACUAUGGAUACCCCGCUCAGUACGCCACCUACAGGAUGGGCUUUGCUCCGACCAUAGAGGAGGGCUAUGAGAUGUACCCCACGGGGCAGGGGGGAGGGCCGGGGCCGUCGCCGGGGCAACAGAGCCCGGAGACGGGGUUAGGGAAGUACGGAAGCAACACGCGGUUUUCCUACUCGUCUCCACAGUCGGACUACUCCUCCCGGCACACGCAGAGGAUGCAGACUCAUGUGUGA
Molecule: messenger RNA, 2445 nt
Organism: Boleophthalmus pectinirostris (great blue-spotted mudskipper)
Lineage: Eukaryota; Metazoa; Chordata; Actinopteri; Gobiiformes; Gobiidae
Gene: kirrel1b
Product: kirre like nephrin family adhesion molecule 1b
Biological process (GO): cell-cell adhesion
Cellular component (GO): cell-cell junction
Molecular function (GO): cell adhesion molecule binding
Source: RefSeq, a predicted model, not a curated record